Molecule: messenger RNA, 2064 nt
Organism: Knipowitschia caucasica
Lineage: Eukaryota; Metazoa; Chordata; Actinopteri; Gobiiformes; Gobiidae
Source: the annotation of a GenBank genome assembly
AUGAUGGUGCAAGUAUUUCCUCUGAUUUUGUGUCGGACAGUCGCGCUCACCUACAUACAUGGAAAAAGGACUUACGCCAAGCUAUCCCGGUCUUCAUUUACACAGUUGCAGUAUUUUGACUCUCUUAAGAAAAAGAGUGCAUUUGAAGAGUCUGAAAAGCCAUUGAUUGUACGCUUGGCCAGUGGUCAAACUCUUGAAGGGACGGCUGGAUGUACCACUCCCCUUAGCCUUGCUCAAAGAGCCCGUAUUAAGGGGGCUUUGGUGAGUAAAGUGAACGACGAACUAUGGGAGCUUGGACGACCAAUACAGACUGACUGUAAGCUUCAGUUCCUGGGUUUCGAGAGUCCUGAAGGAAGACUGACAGCCUGGAGGACUGGGGCAUGUGUCCUCGGAGCUGUGUUGGAGUCUCUGUUGGAGACACCGGUUUGCAGGGAGGGAGUGUCAGAUCUGGGCUUUUACUGUGACCUUGCUUUAAAGGACCGUACCAUUUCAUUGAACGACGUGGAGGAAAGAUGCUUGAAAGCUGCUGUUCAGAAACUUCCUCUCACAAGAUUGGAUCUUAGUAUUGAUGAGGUCCAAGAGAUUUUUAAGAACAAUGUUUUGCGGCUUCAGCUAAUGGAGGACCAAAUGACCGGCCCUGCUGUUUCCAUAUACAGGUGUGGGGACAGUAUAGGAGUCUGUGAUGGUCCACUCCUUCCUCAUACUGGCCACCUGAGGGUCUUCAAAAUGCUUCAGAUUACACCUGUUACAUUGUCAAAUCAGACUGAGGCCUCUGGUUUGAUGCGUCUUCUGGGGGUUGCGUUUCCUGGGGUCAAGGAGUUGGAGGAGUGGGAGCGGGAGCAGGAGGAGGCUCGGAAGAGGGACCACAGGCGAAUUGGAAAAGACCAAGAGUUGUUUUUCUUUAAUGACGUUAGUCCAGGAAGCUGCUUUUUUCUACCAAAAGGAGCUCAUAUCUACAACACCCUUACAGAUUUUAUUAAGAGUGAAUACCACAAAAGGGGCUUCACUGAGGUUGUAACUCCGACUUUGUACAGCACUGCAUUGUGGGAGCGCUCUGGCCACUGGGAACACUACAGCGAAAACAUGUUCACUGUGACAUCAGAGGGAUCCCAGACUUACGCACUGAAACCUAUGAACUGCCCUGCACAUUGCAUCAUGUUCGAGCAUCGCGUUCGGUCGUGGAGGGAGCUGCCUCUGAGGUGGGCCGACUUUGGAGCUCUGCAUCGGAAUGAACUUUCCGGAGCGCUGGGCGGUUUGACACGAGUGCGCCGCUUCUGUCAGGAUGACGCUCACAUCUUCUGCACACCGGAUCAGCUGGAGGAGGAGAUCACAUCCUGUUUGGACUUUGUGCGCUCUGUUUAUCAAGUGUUUGGCUUCACCUUCCAGUGUCUGCUGUCCACCCGGCCCACACCGUGUCUGGGGGAACUGGAGCAGUGGGACAACGCCGAAGAGCAGCUGGAGAGGAGUCUGCAGCAGUUCGGUGAGCGCUGGGAGGUGAACCAGGGUGACGGAGCUUUCUAUGGGCCAAAGAUUGAUAUCCAGAUCAAAGAUGCCAUUGGGAGGAAACACCAGUGUGCAACCAUUCAGCUAGACUUUCAGCUGCCCAUUCGAUUUGAUCUUCAGUAUGUGGGAAAAGACGGACUGUCGCAUCGCCCGGUAAUGAUACAUCGAGCCGUGCUGGGAUCUCUGGAGAGAAUGAUUGCUAUACUGGCAGAAAACUUUGGGGGGAAAUGGCCACUGUGGUUGUCUCCAUCGCAAAUUAUGGUCAUUCCUGUUGGGGGCAGUAGUGAGUCAUAUGCCGAGCAGGUUGUACAUCAGCUAAGUCAAGCUGGUUUCCUGGUUGAUUUGAAUGACGAUCAAGGAUCCACCUUAAACAAGAAGAUCCGCUCUGCUCAGUUGGCUCAGUACAACUACAUAUUUGUGGUGGGGGAUAAGGAGAGCGAGUCUGGAACGGUGAACGUGAGGAGCAGACGAGGGAAACAAUUGGGGAGAAGGACUUUAGAGGAGGUGAUGGCAGCUCUCAAGCAGCUCAGAGACACUCGGAGCAAUGUGGACGAGUUUUAA